Aspergillus ibericus CBS 121593 is the source of this 315-nucleotide messenger RNA. RefSeq lists its product as uncharacterized. The coding region runs from base 1 to 315 and encodes 104 amino acids. The transcript is spliced from 2 exons. The record is from RefSeq and is a predicted model, not a curated record. Lineage: Eukaryota; Fungi; Ascomycota; Eurotiomycetes; Eurotiales; Aspergillaceae.
AUGGGCCCACCGAACAGAACGUUGGUUGGCCCGUACCCGAUCAACCCCCCUGCGGUGCCCGCAUACCCUCAAGGUCCAGCCCAGCUGGCUGCACCUGCCACACCUCAUCCACCCUGGAACAACCUGCGCUGUGGCUGGGCCGGAUGCGCCUACACGGGGUCGUUUACCCGAGAGGCCGAUCUCUGGCGACAUAUCAGAAAUCUGCACGUGGCGCCCGGGUCCUUUCCGUGUUUCAUCUGUGGCCAGACCUUCAACCAGUUGUACAACCAGCGAAGCCACAUGCGCGCCCGACAUCCGGAGAUGAUGCUGCAUUGA